AUGCAACGUAUUAUCAAGAAGAUGCGCUUGUACUCUAUUUUCCUCUUCGCGGUACGCUUAUCGGUGGCAGCAGAUAUCUUCGUUGAUCGACGAGGACAAGAUCACAAUACUGGGUCGGCUGGGAAGCCCGUCAAGAGUAUUAAAAAAGCACAAGAGCUUGUCCGUGGACUCAUUCCGUCCGCCAAAGAUGGCAUUACUGUACACCUUGGCCCAGGUACUUGGGUAAUCGACAAGCCCAUCAUGUUCAGGAAUGAAGACUCCGGUAUCAAUGGCUUCAAGGUAACAUGGGCAGGCUCGGAGACAGUUAUCUCUGGAGGAUAUGAGAUCAACAAUUGGACUGAAAGCGAUGACGGGAUAUGGUCUGCUUCAGUCCCCAAGGGAACGAAGUCCCGUAAUCUUUACGUAAACGGGUUAGCUGCUCAGUAUGCCAGACGGCAGAUCCAUAAUCGGACGGAUUUUGAGUACACGAAAGUCGGAAUGACCUGGAACAGCUCGGAGUACGACUGGAUCCUGGAAAUCCCAGGCAUUGAGAAUGGCGAGCUCCGGGCCAUAAACUCCUUUACCGAUCGUGUUGCGCUCAUCGAAAAGGUCGGAGAUCGCGUGCUUGAGAUGAAAAGGGAUAUAUGGGCUAACCAACUCAUUGGCUAUGACCAAAUCGCGGAGCCGUUUUGGGAUGGAGGCGUCUGGAUUCAGAAUGUUAAAGCCUUUCUCACUGACGGCGGACAAUUUUAUCUUGACAGAAACGAGUCAGCUGUCUAUUACAAGCCGUUAGAAGGCGAAAAUAUGGCUACCGCCUCUGCCUAUCUCGGAGUCGAAGAGGUUCUCCUAGUCAUCGGUGGAACCUAUGAAGAGCCGGUUCACGACUUACACUUUGAGGGAAUUACCUUCAAGCACAGCACGUGGCUCAGACCGGAUACUUACGGGUAUAUAGAUCAGCAGACCGGUGGUCAUAUGGGAAAUGAUAGUCUGUGGCCCAAUUUUGAAGCUUCAAGGCCCCAUUGGUGGCAGAUGCCUAGCGCGAUUCAAGUCAGUGCUGCAUACAACAUCACCAUAGAGUCUUGUACUUUUCGAGAGCUUGGAGCUGGAGGCAUCGGUGUUGGAAACGACAAGAACGCCCACUUGACGGGUGUUGGGCUCGGGGCAAAUAACAUUCACAUCGAUGACAAUUAUUUCACGCAGGUGAUGGGGAAUAGCAUCACUGUGGGAGGUAUACAAGCCGAUGCACACCACCCAUCGCAGCCGGAGAUGCUUGUGUCAGACAUCCACGCGUCCAACAACAUCUUCAAUAACAAUUCGGUCCUGUGGUCUUCCACUGUCCCUAUCCUUUUCACAUACACGCAAUACUCUUCCAUCACACACAAUGACAUUUAUAACCAGCCAUAUAGCGGUAUUUGUCAUGGCUUUGGCUGGGGAAGCAAUGAUGAAGGAGGUAGCCCGGAGUACGUCAAGCGAGGCCUUUAUAGAUACCAGCCGCUCUACGAUACACCCACCGUCAUGAAGAACAAUUUGAUUGAGGGAAAUUUGAUCCAUCAUUUUGGUCAAUCUCAUACUGACUUUGGGGGCGUAUACACGCUAUCACGGUCACCAAACACAACGGUGUCAUCCAACUUCAUCUAUGAUGCAGGGUGGCAAGCUCUGUACCCUGGCACAAAUAUCACCUGGUACAACAAUCUGGGUUUCACCUCGGGGAAGUAUUAUGCGCCAAACGAUUGGAUUCCAGAGCAGCUCACCGGAUGGAACACUGUGGUCGAUAACUGGGGUAAGCUCGGAGUUAAAGACAACGAGGUCCUAGAUGGCUUCCCAAACCAUUCCGGAAGACGUAACAACACGUUUCUACGUAACUACCUUGCACCCUAUGUCAAUGAAACAAGCCUUAUUGCACAGAAGGCUGCAUAUCGAGCGGGUGUUAUUCCGUCAAGACGCCAGGGAAGGCCUGUCACAAACGAUCCGGAUAUCGCGGAUGCCUACUUGGAUGUCAAAGUCAGCGAUGGACGUGUCGUUGUUAAUGUGACUAACUUUGACGAUGUGGACUUUAGAGACGUUGUUUUCCGUAUCUCAGGCCCCGGGGUCAUGUUCACAAGAGAGUCUACCCCUCGCUCAAUCCCGGCCGAUGGUUCUGCAGCAGCGGUGUAUACUUUCUCUGGUUCCCCAAAGGCGAACGCCACCGCUUGGGUCAGCUAUGUGAACCCGAGGACGCGAGCAUAUAGCAGAGAGAAGCAGUUUUCCGUCCCUAUGUAG
Molecule: messenger RNA, 2238 nt
Organism: Fusarium verticillioides 7600
Lineage: Eukaryota; Fungi; Ascomycota; Sordariomycetes; Hypocreales; Nectriaceae
Exons: 4
Coding region: 1-2238 (745 amino acids)
Source: RefSeq, a predicted model, not a curated record